Mauremys mutica (yellowpond turtle) is the source of this 3071-nucleotide messenger RNA. Its product is annotated as DPY30 domain-containing protein 1-like. NCBI's taxonomy places the organism in Eukaryota, Metazoa, Chordata, Testudines, Geoemydidae. Bases 335 to 778 code for a protein of 147 amino acids. Gene Ontology annotation, cellular component: Set1C/COMPASS complex. The record is from RefSeq and is a predicted model, not a curated record. The transcript is spliced from 5 exons.
AGGUGGCGGGAUUAACCCCCUCGGGGCUGGGCAGUGGCAGAACAUCGGCCCGGCCUGAGGGCGGCUCGCCUUGGAGAGCCGGGCACGGUGGGGUCCCGGCGGUGCCUGGCUCUGGGGGACCCGACCGCGCUGCGCCCACCCCUGGGCUGCGGCAUCGCAGCGGGCACCUGGUGGGGUCAGCCCCGGGCGGCCAGGCAGCCUGGCUGAGGUGGGAGUGAGGUGGGGCCCCAGCGUGCAGCACGGCUCGGGAGCCGGUCACCCUGCGUACAAAGGCCCGUCCCGCCCCCUACGCCCAGGGUUAAUAUAUUGGUGCAGCGCUUGGUGGAAGAUAAGAAUGGAUACAGAGUACCUCAAGAAAUGCAUAGGAAAAUGCUUAGCUGAGGGACUUGCAGAGGUGGCAGAGCAUCGGCCAGCAGACCCAAUUAAUUAUCUGGCAUACUGGCUUUACAAAUAUAAGAAAAAAUUAAAUAAAGAAGAAGAGAGGAAGGUAGAGAGGGACCAGCUGAUACGAGAUCGUGCAAAGGCCCUGAUAGAACUGGAAAUGGUACAAAAACUGAAAGCAGAAGAGCUCCUGAUCAAGCAGAAAACUGAAGCACAUUAUCAGAAGAUAAUUAUUGAACAGUAUCCAAGAAAGAUGACAGCAGAACUGACCAACAAGUCUGGAACCUCUAAUUUGGCAACGGUUGUAGAGGAUGAUGAGGACUAUUAUUUAGACUCGUAUUCAUACACACCCCUGAACCGUGUCACUGAAGUGCAGGCUCUUUGUGAACAUCCGUAGUUCUGUUGCAGGUGGAGGGCUGAUGAUAUGCCUUUUUAAACUGGAGCGAUACCUUAUGAAUGUAACAAAAUUGUAGUUUGAAGCAGAAGCCGUAGCAUGAUACAUCUGGCAAAAAUCAACACCUGGGACCGUGGACUAAUCUCUAAAAUCACUGCCAUGGAUGGUAUCUACACUCACAGAUGUAUGUCUCUAGUUGGUGGUCGGAAGGAGUUAAGGGAGGGAAAACCUGACCUUAAAUAGAAUCUAUACACCUUCAUCCAAAAAGAAAUGGAAUAUGUAUUCAAAAAGCACACAGCUAUACAAGAGUGAGAAAACAAGGGUUGAAAAUCAAAUUAUAUAUUGCCAAAUGAAGAACAGUCAUAGUUUGCGAUUGAGAGGACAAUAUUAUGUGAGUAGAAAAGAAACUGGAUAAAUGUACUGCAUACUGACAAAAUAAACUCAUGUACACUGAUUGGCUGUGAACUAGAGUUCCUUGUGCAACAAAAUUUAUCUGUUGGAGUCAUGAAGGUACCUCUCCAGAGCAUAUCAGAAAUUAAGGACGCAAAUAAGAUGUUUGCUGUGUUUUUUAAAAAGUAACAAACUGUUCUAGCUUAAUGUUAACCUCUGCAAUUCACUGUCACAAGAAGUUCCUUCUCCCAUCUGGUCAGAGAAGCUGCUUGAGUCCCACAAUCCUGCUGACAUUAGAAGCAUUUCCUGUUUCCAUCUUUCAAGGGAGCUGGAUAGUUACAGUGAAAAUAAAUGGAGAAAAUCUUGGACUUAAAAGAGGAUUGUGCAAAAUCCAUUCCUUUCCUCCUCUCUGAAAACAAAAGCAACCUAUUUUUCGGGUUUUUCUUUCUCUUUCCUGUCUCACUCUGAAAUAUUUACAGGAGCAUAACAUAUAUGUGAAAGGUUUUUAAAUAGUAAAUGCAUUAAGUUUUAAUUUCAGCACAUGAAUGAAAACUUUAUUUUAAAAAGUUUAAAGUGAUAAGAACAACAAAUUUCUUGUUAUACUUGUUAUGAAACAAUAAGAAAGUUGUAGCAUUAGGUAAAAGCCUAGAAGAUGAAGGCAAAAGGGUGGUAAUAUUGGUGCCCUGGGAAAGGGGUAAAUGGCUAGUGGGUGAAGUCACUUGUCAUUGGAUAUUGAGGAGAGAUCAGUGAGUGAAGUUAUAAACUAUUAGGUAGAGGGGGACUUGGUUUGCUAAAAUUCAGAAAUGUCAGAGGUCCUGUCCACAUUUUAAAAACAUGGCUAAAUAAAGCUGGCUGGCUAGCUCAACUUUCUUUGUCUUCACAGUGUUGAAUUCACAAAGUAAUUGUUUCUAACUGUGGAAAAUGGAAUAGUUGAUAUUUAAUACCGUAAAUGAGUGACUAAAUGAUGUUUGGUAAUCAAUAAACAUUAUCUGACUCAACAUACCUAAUAUGAAAGAAAGACAAGGUGCGUGAGGCAAUAUCUUUUAUUGGACCAAUGGUUGGUGAGAGAGACAUGCUUUUGAGCCAGAGAGGUCUUCUUCAGGUCUGGGGGCAGGUGUACAUUUAAAACACUGCAUUGGCACAGCUGUGCCACUGUAGCACUUAAAUGAAGAUGUUCCUAUGCUGACAGGAGAGUGAGUCAGCAUAUUUAAUCCAUCUCCACAAGAAGCAGUAGCUGUGCCGAUGGGCAAAUCCCUCCCGCCGACACAGCGCUGUCUACAACAGGUCAGGUCGGUAUAACUACAUUGCUCAGGAGUUUGGAUUGUACUACUGAUGUAGUUAUACUGAUAUAAGUGUGUAGUGUAGACAUGGCCUGGCAAAGCUACUCUGAGGGCAAGUCUACACUACAAAAUUAAGUUGACAUAAAUUAGGUCAAUGUACAGCCACCGCCACAAUUAAAUUGCUUUUUCAUAUCCACACUACACUCCUUGUUAUGGCGGUGCGCAUCCUCACCAGGAGCCCUUGUACCUGUUUAACUGUCAGUGUGGGGCACUGUGGGAAAGCUUCUGAAAGGCAUCAACAGUUACUGUAAACAAUGCAGUGUCUACACUGACACUGGAUUGACCUGUCAACCUAAGCCUCUUAAGGAGGUGGAGUUAAGUCGGUGUAGUAGGUGAGUUACAUCGGUUGGAGCUACAUUUUAAUAUAAACGCUUACAGAGUUAGGUCAACAUAACCUAACUCUGUAGUGUAAACCAGGCCAAAGUCAUAGCACAAUUGCAAGGUGGAAUAGAUAGUGUAGUGUAAGUAGUUAGCACAUAUUGUAAGGGACCAUUCUAGAGUGACCUGUUAACACCCCUGCAGUCAUAGGACAAAAAGAGGGAGUUAAUGGGUUACAGAUUGUUGUA